CUUGUGGCGCAUCACCGGCGCAGUCGAAGCCUGCACAGUCCUUGCGCUGCACCACCCCAGGCUCUGCGGCGGGUGUUGUGCCGCCCUCCGCCCUGCUUUUUGUGUCGAUGUGCCUUACGAAGCAUUCUGAAAAUCACUGUGGCCAAUAUUAAAAGGUGUGCAAGCCCAUGAAUAUUUUACUGGAACUUUUUCUUGUAUCGCCAAACAUAUUGUGCAUAUUUAGUUGUUACACACAUGCAUAUUUAUAUUGUUUGGUAGUGUUAAGGUAAUACAACUGGUGCUUGAAAAACUUCAUCAGUGAGGUUUUGUUGCAAGUGGAAAGAGAGGCUGUUCAGUUCCUCCUAUCAUCAUGACCACUAAGCAAGAGAAAUUUGACAUAUCUUUAGACCGGAUGCUCGAUGACCUAAAGACGACCGUAGGAAGCGACGGCGAGAUGUCGGGGACGGAAGGGCGCUCAGACUCCACCCUCGUCUCCUCCUUCAGUCAACACAGAGCCCCUUCGCCCGACGAGAGGGUCGACGCGACCUUCCUCGACAUCUUCAGGAGCAGCUCCCGCAGCGAGCCCCGCAGCAGUUCGCGAGGGGGUUCCCGCACCGGCAGCGCCCUCGGCAUGGUGGAGGACGGCGGCCACAUGAAGCACUCCCGCAGAGAGUACCUGUCGCCUGACGAGAAGACCCACGUCGUCACCGAGAAGUACGAGUACGACACAGGUGAUACAAGUAAGACUAGUCACUAUCAGAAGAAAGUGAUGAAGUCGACCUACUCGAACUACAACACGAUGAGCGCAGGCAGCCUGGACGACCCGCCGACCCACGCCCUUGAGUCCCCGCCACAGUCCUCGCGUCCUGCCGGCACUAAAGUUAUCAGUGCUUCCCAGAAAGUAGCAAACAAAUUGGUUGAUGCGCUGGCCAGUAUAGGUGGGGAGGAAGGCUAUGUCCCGGCUCCGGACUCCAGUGACACCGACACACUCAAAACUGACACCCUGAAAACUACAAAGACCGUUAGCUCAGAUUACUCAACACUGGGGCGACUUCGCAAAAACAUCAGGGAAUUAGACACACUUAUUGACUCCCUCGAAGACUCAGAGCAAGGCAGCGAGCCCGCAACAAAUGCCAGCGCCGAAGCUCAGUCCGAGACGGUUGUCGUUGUAGCCAAGCAGGAGUCCAAAGUCUCAACACAGAUCACAGCCCCAGCGCCCGAGGUCGCGGCCGAACCCGCCCUGGCUCUCACGCUGGCGACGGCGCAGGCUCAGUCCCAAGCGAGUCCGUCCUCGCAGGCCUCUCAAGAGUCACACAUACAGACAGUCGUUGAGACUCGCAGCAGCACAACCUCCCAGCAGCAGGUGGCGCAGGAGAGUACAACGCCGUCCUCUGGCCUGACCAACGGCACCGCGCCCGCCAGCCAGCCUACAAGAUACGAUGGUGACGAUGAGAUGAUCGACGACAAGAGCGGCGAAGUGCGACGCAUCGUCUGGCGCAACAGGUUCGAGAAGACCUACGAGACACAGGACUCCAGGCCGACGGCCACGGUAAGCAUCGAGGACGAGGCCCGCCGCCGUCAGCUGAUUCAGCGUCAGCAGCACACCUCGACGUCAGCCUCCACCUCCACGCUCUCCUCUCCCCCCGGACCCAGCUCUCCUCCGCAACGCGGGCCGUCCUCGCCCCGACUGCCGCAGUUGCAGUGUGCCGUGUACUGGCCUGGCUUGGGCGCCGGCCCCAACGUAUCUCCCGGAAGCCAGUCGUGGAAGGACCCGAUCCCGAUGCCAACGCCGCCACAGCUCUCCCCGAGAGAGCCGGGCGUCGCCUACAUCUACACCUACGGGAACACUGGAGGGUCAGGCGUGCAGCACAUGCCGCCGCUGAAUUACGUCACGGUUCCCGGUCCCUCGUCGGUGCCCCCGAGUGAGGGCGCGCCGUCGCCCACCCCGUCGCAGCUACAGGGCCCGCAGCCCAUCAUCUACCACUACUCUUAUCACUACACAAUCCAGCCCGGACAGCCACUUCCCGACGGCGCUCCACCCCCUCCAGGAGGACUUCCUUCAGGGUCCCCGCCAGCUCUCCAGAUGGCUCCCUCCUCCCAGCCGCCGUCCUCGUCCACCGAGACCAUUCGCACAGUUCAUCAAACCAUUUCAAAUCAGUCUGGCCAGCCCGGCCAGCCCGGCCAGCCCGGCCAGCCCGGCCAGCCCGGCCAGCCUGGCCAGCCUGGUCAGCCGGGUCAUCUCGUCCAGCCAGGUCAACCCGGUCAACCAGCCCAACCUGGUCAGCCAGGUUAUCCUGGACAGCCGUCCUCCUCUGUUACCAACUACAAUAUCCAGUCCUACUCCUCCAGCAGCCGCUCAAAGACAUCCACGCUCACGCACACAGACACAUCCACAGUAUACCCUGGUGGUCCUGGGGGGCCCGGUGGUCCUCACGGCCCAGGGGGUCCUCAUGGCCCAAGCGGCCCUUAUGGCCCAGGUGGUCCUCAUAGCCCAGGAGCGCCUGGUGGUCCUGACGGCCCAAGGGGUCCUACUGGCCCUGGGUAUGAUGGACCUGCGCAUCCUUCCAAACCUUAUGGUCCCGGUGAACCCGAUGGCCCCGGCAGAACCACCGAGCCUGGCCAGCCCGGAAAUAUUUCCAUCACCAUCAAUAAAACGACAACAACGCGUACCACGCACGCCUUCCCGGGCGGUCCUGACCACCCUGGAGGCGCUGGCGACGUCCCCCCUGUUACCUCAACCCCCUACCCGAGCCGCGGCAGGUCUGUGUCCCCCGAGCCACAUGGCCCGAGGAGCAACUCGCCGCACCACGUGACGUACGUGACGCACGUCACAAGAAACACGCACUCCGACUCCCUGGACCGCGUCAGAAGGCCAAAGAACGAGACUCUUCCAUUCCCCAACACCUCGCCCAUACGACCUGCUGGAGACAACAAGAUCCCUCGUCGAGUGGAUGAUCUCAUGACGUCAUUCUCCGAUUCCGAGCAUUAUAUUACCAGUUUUGAGAACGAAAUGACCUUGCGAAAACAUUCCCCUAUCCCAAGGAAAGAUGAGGAUGGUCCAGGCCACCCGAGGCACUCUCCACACCGCGGAGACCCAGCUGACCAGCAACCUCUGCUGCCACAAAACAGUCAGAUUGUGGUGAAGGCUGAUGCAGACGCCAAGGCCAUCGCCGAAGCAAACGCAGAUCCGAAGAAAGAACCAACGAAAAACAAAGCUGGACCUCCCGUCUAUUAUCCUCCGGGCCAUGAGCUCUUCCACGAAACCAUGCACACUAUGACGCUGAGGGAGGGCGGUGGUCGCCGAGGGAAGGCGAAAUGGAGAAUGGAGCGAUCUGCAGGAUACAAGGAGAGUUCUUCCCAUUCUGAAUCCAAAGGAGGCAUGACAAUGGUGCCCGUCUGUUUGCCACUAUGCUGUGGGGCCGCUUGCGUUGUAAUGUAAACAUCUGCUACUGCCUUCGUUCAGGAAUUAAGAAAGGAGAAAAGUAGAAAAAAUACAGAGAAAAAUAUACUUCCGUCGGGCAUGCUGUCACGAUUUAGUAAGGAUGAAAAACAUAAAUAUACAUAUUUCAAUCCGGAAAUAUGCGCGAUGUUUACAGACGAUGGACGUUUCACUGAAAGCUGCCCAGAUGAGAGGUAUGAAGACCUCAGUCCUGCCAAUUUUAAUGCAUAUCUAACUAUAUAAGCUCAUGAAGACUACUGCUUACCCUCUGUUUGUGCUUAAUUUGUGACUGAUUUCGAGAAAUAUAUGUAAAGCAUUUUCAUGACUGCAUGAAAGAAACGAGUUUCAGUGUAAAAUGAAUUACGUGUCUAGUAAUUCGAUUUUAGCAUUAAAUGGUGCUACAUAUAAUAUUUAUGAACGUAAUCAUGCAUUGAUUAAAAUUUGCAUCUUCUUACGAAAAAAAAAACUACAAAAAUCGCAUAAACUAUUUUAACUGUAGCAUAGUUUUGAUGUGGAAUUUCUUGUAUACUGACUGUAUAAAAUGUCAUUUCUUUAUUCUGCAGUUAUACUGUGUAUAUUUCAUGAUUAGAUUUAAAUGAUUUUUUUCUUAAUAUGUGUAUUUUUGAAACAAGUAACACUAAUCAGUGAAUACUGAUUAUUUCGUAAUUCCUACCAUUCACUCAUACUUUUACUUGCAAAAUGUAGCGUGAGUGGCUGCCAAGUGUUUGAAGUAUUUUGAUAUAAAACCAUCAAGAUAUGUGUUCAUACAUUUUAAAGAUAUCUGUAUUUGCUUUACAGCUGGGAUGAUAUCUGAGGUUUCGUGUAUUUGGUUUUAAUCAGAUAAAUUCCACGUUUACACAAAAUUUCAUUGUCUUCUUGAUCUCCUAACAACAUUUACCCUUACGCUAUAAGGAUGAUAAUUAAAAAAAACAAACAAAAAAAAUCAAAACAUGGAUAUCACAGGUUGUCUUUCACAUAAACCCGUAUAUGAAUUAACACGAAGGAAAUAUUCCGUAUCUGAUUAGACCCGAAAAACACACAAACCUUCUAUACCCUACGUAACGAUGGUUGUUGUGGUGCUCGUCAAGAAAGGUCCGCCUCCUAAAUCAUGUGACUCUUGGUUUGAUAUCAUAUACAUCCAGUUCUCAGGUUACUUUAUUAGGUUAUGUGUGUAAAUGAAACCCAAAGCUCAAAGAGAGAAAAAAAAGAAAACAACUUUAGAACUGUGAAGUGCGCGUCACAUGAAUUGAAUAGGUUGACCAUAGCUUAAGGCCUCCUAACCUACAGUGUGCCUUACAGGUAAUCUCCUGUAUUUGCUAUAUAUUUUUGCAAUGUUAUGCAUAUUUUUUUCUUUGGAGAGUCCAGUGUCAUGUAUAUGCCGUGUUUUGCAUAUGUACAGAUGUAAUUCUUUUGGCACAGGUGUCGAAAGUUUGCCAUAAUCAUUAAGUUUAAGUAGUUUUUUUUUGCAUCACCAAGAGGAACAUUGUGCUAUUGAAAUCCCAAAUGUGGCAAGGAGGAAAGUCACUGCAGUGUGCGAAGUUGAACACUGAAGACAGUUCACGUCAGAUGUUUGUUUCCCAAAGGUUACCCGGUGUUGAGGCUCAUCGUGGACGGCGAUCGUAUUUUACAGACAUUAGUACCCUAGAGUGCCUAUAAUAUGAUUAUAUAUGUGCAACAUUUCAAAGGCUUUUUUUGAUCAUAUGUGACAGUUGAAACUAACGAAAAUAUAGAUUUCAUGCAA
This is a messenger RNA of Penaeus indicus, 5159 nucleotides long. Its product is annotated as trithorax group protein osa-like. Bases 350 to 3418 code for a protein of 1022 amino acids. The record is from RefSeq and is a predicted model, not a curated record. Lineage: Eukaryota; Metazoa; Arthropoda; Malacostraca; Decapoda; Penaeidae. The transcript is spliced from 16 exons.